This is a messenger RNA of Microcebus murinus (gray mouse lemur), 4549 nucleotides long. The record is from RefSeq and is a predicted model, not a curated record. Lineage: Eukaryota; Metazoa; Chordata; Mammalia; Primates; Cheirogaleidae.
CAUAACACGGCGUGCGACUCAGUCAGCGGCCGGCCAGAGCCCUCGCCUCUCUGCUUUAGAAAAACAAGAGUUGAAAUGAUGGUGCAAAAAUAGCUGAGGGUCGGGACUCUACCCAGAUAUUCCCAUCACAUAGGGUCUUCUGGGAUCCCUCAGGUUUCACUCUAAGGCAGAGGUUUGCACACUCUGACACACAUAAGUUGUAAGUGGAGUCUUGCCCCUCAACCACAUCCAGCCAACGGGGCCCCGCGUAACCCGACUGCCCGAGAGCCCUUUGCAAGAUGCCCGGGCUGUGGUGCGGUUGCAUCAGCCUCUGGGCAGUACAGAUUCUCCGGCUGUGCCCGUUUUCCUGUCCAGUCCCUGAGCUGUUGCCAACUCGCUGUCCUCUGAGGUUUGUGGUGUUCCACAGAACAGGCGUGGGUGUGGAGUCGAACACCUCAUAAAAGUGCCUGUUUCUCCACACACGCAGCAGGUGGUGUGGAUUCGCCCUGUUCCUGUGGGGAGCCCAUUUCUGGGCUUAACUGGGCAACAUCGCAUUCUCAGGAAAGAACGCUGCCGUCUUCCUCGGAGGGACCCGGAUGGAGACUAGACGAAGCCGGCCUUCACUAGACACCUGGCACAAACGGUUUGCCAUGAGCAGAGGGGUGAAUUGCUUUCCCGGGUGGGCACAAGGUCGUUCAUCAGUGACACAGCUCCCUUGUGUCUAGUGGGAUCUCAUCGCGCCCACUGGGGUCCACGCUCAGAAAUGUCGGUCUGUGGGUGGCGUCUCUGCAGGAGGCAUCCCUUCAGCCUGACCUUUGUUAGCUCUGGUGACUGGGAAGAUGGAUGCUCAUUUCCUGAAUGUCAACAAUGAGCUUUUAAACUGAGCAUGUGUUUUCCCAGCCCUGUGUGUAAUGAGGUGACAAAAUGAGUAGAGAUAAAACUGGUGUGAGGCAGUCUGACUGCCUUAUUAUUAUUUCCCUUGCCCCCUCCCCCAACCUGGUAGCAGCUGCCACCCCCAGGCAUGACAAGGGGACCUGUUAAUGGGUAUUUAAGCCAUAGCACCGGAUGGACCUCCAUUAACCCCAGAAGCCUUUGGACAGCAAAAGGAGAGAUACACCCCAGUACCGUGGAGACAUGGAGAGCCCUCCACCCUGAUACAAACCUGUGAGGUGAUCCACAAACCCAAGCACCAAGAACUCAUUUCCGGUCCUUGUCAGAUGGGCAUUGGUGCCAUUCGCUAACCAGGAUGGAAACCAUGCCCUUAAAUUCUCCGAAGGAGGUCUCGGCCUGCAAGGAUGGAGAAGACUGUCAGGAAAACGGAGUUCUACAGAAGGGCGUCCCUGCCCCAGGAGAUAAAGCAGAGUCGGGCCAAAUAUCCAAUGGGUACUCAGCAGUUCCGAGCCCUGGUGCGGAGGAUGACACGCGGCACACUAUCCCGGCUGCCACCACCACCACCCUAGUGGCUGAGGUCCACCAAGGGGAGCGGGAGACCUGGGGAAAGAAAGUGGAUUUCCUCCUCUCCGUCAUUGGCUACGCUGUGGACCUGGGCAACGUCUGGCGCUUUCCCUACAUUUGCUACCAGAACGGCGGGGGGGCGUUCCUCCUCCCCUACACCAUCAUGGCCAUUUUUGGGGGGAUCCCGCUCUUUUACAUGGAGCUCGCGCUGGGGCAGUACCAUCGCAACGGAUGCAUUUCGAUAUGGAGGAAAAUCUGCCCGAUUUUCAAAGGGAUUGGUUACGCCAUUUGCAUCAUUGCCUUUUACAUUGCCUCGUACUACAACACCAUCAUGGCCUGGGCACUGUACUACCUCAUCUCCUCCUUCACGGACCAGCUGCCCUGGACCAGCUGCAAGAACUCCUGGAACACUGGCAACUGCACCAACUACUUCUCUGAGGGCAACAUCACCUGGACGCUCCAUUCCACAUCCCCUGCUGAAGAGUUUUACACGCGCCACGUCCUGCAGAUCCACCGGUCCAAGGGACUCCAGGACCUGGGUGGCAUCAGCUGGCAGCUUGCCCUCUGCAUCAUGCUGAUCUUCACUGUUAUCUACUUCAGCAUCUGGAAAGGUGUCAAAACAUCUGGCAAGGUGGUGUGGGUGACAGCCACCUUCCCUUACAUCAUCCUUUCGGUCCUGCUGGUGAGGGGGGCCACCCUACCCGGAGCCUGGAGGGGUGUUCUUUUCUACUUGAAACCCAACUGGCAGAAACUUCUGGAGACAGGGGUAUGGGUGGAUGCUGCUGCUCAGAUCUUCUUCUCUCUUGGUCCGGGCUUUGGGGUCCUGCUGGCUUUUGCUAGCUACAACAAAUUCCACAACAACUGUUACCAAGAUGCCCUGGUGACCAGUGCGGUGAACUGCAUGACCAGCUUCGUUUCGGGAUUUGUCAUCUUCACGGUGCUAGGGUACAUGGCUGAGAUGAGGAACGAAGAUGUGUCUGAGGUGGCCAAAGAUGCAGGGCCCAGCCUCCUCUUCAUCACAUACGCGGAAGCUAUAGCCAACAUGCCAGCGUCCACGUUCUUUGCCAUCAUCUUCUUCCUAAUGUUAAUCACACUGGGCUUGGACAGCACGUUUGCAGGCUUGGAGGGGGUGAUCACGGCUGUGUUGGAUGAAUUCCCACACAUCUGGGCCAAACGCCGGGAGUGGUUUGUACUUGCCGUGGUCAUUACCUGCUUCUUCGGAUCCCUGACCACCCUGACUUUUGGCGGGGCCUACGUGGUGAAGCUGCUGGAGGAGUAUGCCACGGGGCCUGCCGUGCUUACUGUCGUACUUAUAGAAGCCAUUGCUGUGUCUUGGUUCUAUGGCAUCACUCAGUUCUGCAGUGAUGUGAAGGAAAUGCUUGGCUUCAGCCCUGGAUGGUUUUGGAGGAUCUGCUGGGUGGCCAUCAGCCCUGUGUUUCUCCUGUUCAUCCUUUGCAGUUUUUUGAUGAGCCCACCACAGCUACGACUUUUCAAUUAUAAUUAUCCCCACUGGUCUGUCAUCCUGGGGUACUGCAUAGGAACUUCAUCUUUCAUCUGUAUCCCCACAUACAUAACUUACCGGCUGAUCAUCACUCCAGGGACAUUCAAGGAGCGCAUUAUUAAAAGUAUCACUCCAGAAACACCAACAGAAAUUCUGUGGGGACAUCCGCUUGAAUGUUGUGUAACACACUUCGACGAGAGGCAAAAGGCUUCCCAACAACCUCUUCCUUCAGUUCUGACGAGUCACGCCUCGCCUCUCCCCUCUAAGUGAAUGAGUUUCCAGCAUAAGCCUGACAAUGGAAGGGCCUUCUCCACAGACACACAGUCCCAAGAAACUACGGUGCCCGGACUCAGAUGGCCUCCAGCCACUCCUUCCCAUGAAAUCUCCUGGACAUAUUCCCACGUUAGACUGUGCCGCAGCUGAACUGGCCUAUUUUGGAUGUGUGAGGGUGUGUAUGGAGGUGAUAAAAACCACCCUAUCAUCAGUUAGGAGUAGGUUUAAAAUCAAGUCUGUGAAAAAGUCUCCUAUAUCAUUUCUUGGUAUCUGACAUCUGUUUGCUUCUAAAGGUUUCACUGUUCAUGAAUGCAUAAACCACGCAGGAGAAAACAGGGAUGAUGUCUUCUUGCUAGCCAUAUAUUUUCCGAGUAGCAUAGAAUUCUAUAGCUAGACUCUACUAGAACCCUCUAACCUGUGUGUGCUGCUGUGGAGUCAGGAGAGGAAGAUGUAAGAAGCUAAAAUUGAAAAAUAACGUGUACAUGUGAGCAUGUGUGUCUGUGUAUAUAUUGUUGUUUCAGUGUAUUCUUAUCUCUACUCCAAUACUUUGGGCCCAUCACAAACUAUGAAUUUCCUCUAAUUUUUCUUACAUUAACAAAUUCUCCCUACUCAAAUGUGUAUGUAUGUGAUUGUUUGAGGGCUACAAUUCCUACAACAUGCUCUGCCACCUUUACCUUUUCCAGUGACACUACUUUAGCCCACACGCCUUCCUUUAUGGGCCAGCCUUUUGCAUUUUCUGUACUUCAUUGCGGUCUUCCUGUCUCUCCGUGCUAAACAUUAAGGAUAAUGUUCCACAGGCAAAUCUGGCCUAUUUCGUUUUAGUCACUGUGGCUUGGCUGUAAACUACUUUGAAGAUGGAUCUUGACACGUGCACCUUCAGUGUUCAGCUGGCCAUCUCGUUUAAGCUCUAUCUACUGCAAACGACUGAAUUUGUUCUGGUUACUUUGCUUUGCAAAGAGAGGGUAAAUCUGAUUCUCAGCCUUAGGGUUUAUAGCUCUGGCACCCUAACCUAAACCAAAGGCAUCUUCAAUCCAUGAGCAAUUGAAGAGUCUGGGUUAGCCUUAAAAUGGGCUUUCCCCUCUGCCUUGACCCUUGCCAAUGGUCAUGAUUGUGGGCCCCCCAGAUAAUUUUCAAGACUGAGUCUAAGUAAAGUUGCUUGCGAAAUGGUCAUCUAAGUAAAUGACCUUUCAUUCCACAUAAAGCACCUACUACAGAUAAUUUGGCCUUGGUGGCUUGACUCUCAGAUACAUAAGUAGAGAAGCAAAUAUUACCUUGUGGUGUGGGAUUUCCUUAUCAAAAUCUUGAAGGGAAUAAAGCCUUAUCAGUGACAAAAGGACUUAA